This is a messenger RNA of Parascedosporium putredinis, 1242 nucleotides long. The record is from the annotation of a GenBank genome assembly. Lineage: Eukaryota; Fungi; Ascomycota; Sordariomycetes; Microascales; Microascaceae.
AUGGUUAGGAUAGCUUCAUUCGCCAGCACUCUCGCUGGCGUCUUGCUUCAUACGGCAACGGCUCUCGAAGUCAACUUUGACAAUCAAGGCGAUGUGUUUGAUGCUGCGUCCACUAUCGCCUUUGGCCUCAUGAGGUCUUAUACCGGCAACUAUACCGGAGAUGUUCCCGGAAAUCUUCCUGACCCAUAUUUCUGGUGGGAGGCGGGUGCCAUGUUCGGGCAUCUUGUGGACUACUGGCACAUCACCGGGGACGAGAGUUACGUUAACCAAACGGUUCAAGCGAUAGUACACCAAUCGGGCGAUCUCCGCGAUCUCAUGCCGAAAAACCAGACGCAUACCGAGGGAAACGACGACCAAGGCUUUUGGGCCAUGUCCGUGAUGGCUGCCGCCGAGAACAACUUUCCUAACCCCCGCCGACCAGCCGCAAUACGAGUGCAACGGCGGCCUGAGAUGGCAAAUCUCCCCAUUAACAAGGGUUUCAAUUACAAGAACGCCAUCUCCAACGGUUGUUUCUUCAACCUUGCGGCCCGCCUCGCCCGCUACACUGGAAACUCCACGUACGCCGAAUGGGCCGAAAAGGUGUACGAUUGGGAAACCGAGACGGAGUUCCUGUGGAGCUACAACGCCGGUAUCCACCUCCACGGCGCCGCCGUCAUGUACAACCUUACCGGAAGCGAUGUCUGGAAACAACGCCUUGACGGGCUUCUAGCCACCACCGUUGAGAUCUUCUUCAAGGACAGCGUCGCCUUCGAGCAGGCGUGCGAGCCCUUCAAGGUUUGCAACAUUGAUCAGCGCUCUUUCAAGGGCUACCUGCUCCGCUGGAUGUCUGCUACCACGCAUCUCGCCCCACACACGAUUGACAUUAUCCGACCCCUUCUCCGAGCUAGCGGUGAGGCUGCCGCCCUUGCGUGCGAUGGACCCCUCAACCCAGAUUUUAAGGGCCACGCCGAUACAGCCUGCGGCCAAGACUGGUCCCGACGGACCUUUGACGGCUUCUCGGGCGUGGGAGAACAGAUGAAUGCCCUCGCCGCCGUCAUGUACACACAGGGCGGCGCUUCCGCAGCACCCGUCACACUAGGCUCUGGCGGCACUUCGCAAAGCGACGCAAAUGCGGGCGCGCCGGAGAAGAGCAAGUAUGACUUUGCGCCCAUCGAGACGAGAGACCGCGUUGCCGCGGCGUUUGUAACGUUGGCGAUAUGCUUGGGCGUUGUAGUCAGCGCGGUGUUCAUGAUAAUGGACUAA